GAUUGGAUUCGUAGGAUUUUCAGUUUAUUUCUGAGGUUUUUUACUGCUUUCCAUUUUGCCGGGGAUUGUUUGGAUUGAGGUGCUUUUUGGAUAUAGAAAUAAGAACUCACAAAUAAUUAAAUCCUGAAAUUAGUAUGUUGAUUGUUAUUAGAUUGUUUGAUAAAUUGCAAGAAAUUUGUGAAUCAAUUAUGCUAUUUCCCUUUUUGAGCUCCUUCAGCUACCUUGAAUCUGCAAAUUUUUGGUCAAUCCCAAGACUUCAAAAAAAAAGGGCUGAAUUUCUAAUAACUUUCACAUUUUUCUCAAAUCCGAACAUUUUGUCAUCAGUAUUCUUUGUCUAACACAUAAUACAUAAUUUCUCCCAAAUCCAAGAUCACGGGGCAAUUGAGAAAAUGUCAAAGUUAUGAUAUAAUCGCUAGUUUGGUAAGUUGUGGGUGUGAUCAGAGAUUAGGUGGUUUUUCCUGCAAUUUGCCCUUGAAUUCAAUACUAGUUAUAGCAUUAGCAGAUGCUCUACUUAUUGAAAAACAGGGAAAGAACCAAGUUAUGUUUCAUGUUUAAGAAUUUUACUAUACAUUCUCUUUUCUACGCAAUCUGCUGAGUUAUAAAGCCUAUAUAUGUCUUCUUAUAUGAAUAAGCGUGCCUCAGAACAAUAAGUUGUGGAUAUUGAAGUAUUGAGAAGCUAAAUACCAAAUAAUCUAUAAUGACAUUUGAGAGUUGAUAGUAGUAACAUUCUGUCAGCCAGCUAGAGAUACCUCCACACCAUGGAUCGGGGAAAGUUUACACUGAUGGGCUCGACCGUGUGUGUCAUGCUCAGUUUGCACUUCUCGAUACAGCUAGUGUCCCAACACUACCUCGCAUGGAAGAAGCCCAAGGAGCAAAAGGCGAUCAUCAUAAUCGUCCUCAUGGCUCCGUUAUAUGCUAUUGACUCUUAUGUUGGCCUGUUGGACAUCAAAGGAAGUGAGACAUUCUUCACUUUCUUGGAUUCUGUUAAAGAAUGUUAUGAGGCUCUGGUCAUGGCAAAGUUUUUGAGUUUGAUGUACACCUACUUGAACAUAUCCAUCAGCAAAAACAUAGUUCCGGAUGAAAUCAAAGGACGAGAAAUUCAUCACUCGUUCCCAAUGACUCUUUUCCAGCCUCAUACUGUUCGUUUGGACCACAAAAACCUUAAACUUCUCAAGGACUGGACGUUGCAAUUUGUUGUGAUCCGUCCUGUUUGCUCUGUCUUGAUGAUAACGUUUCAGCUUCUCGAUAUGUAUCCUAGCUGGCUGAGCUGGACAUUCACCAUCAUCUUGAAUGUGUCUGUUUCACUGGCCCUGUACUCUCUUGUUGUGUUUUACCACGUUUUCGCAAAGGAGUUGGCACCUCACAAACCUCUUGCAAAAUUCCUGUGUGUCAAAGGCAUUGUCUUCUUCUGUUUCUGGCAGGGAAUCAUGCUUGAUAUUCUUGUAGCAAUUGGGGUAAUAAAAUCGAACCACUUCUGGCUGGACGUCGAGCAUCUUCAGGAAGCGCUUCAGAAUGCAUUGGUGAUUGUGGAGAUGGUUUUCUUCUCCCUCCUCAUGCAAUACGCAUAUAGCGCUGAACCCUACCGCACCGGGUCGGUUUCGGUCAAGGCUGAAGAGAAGAAAAAAGAAUAACGAGAGAUGCUCGUUCGUGCGAACGUCUUAGGCUGCUGUUCCUUUUAUAUGGCAGCACCAUGGUGUAUUAAUGCUCCGGCUCUACUUGUAUUGUACGUUUAAUAAUAGCAUGGCACCUUUCCGGCUUGAUGUGUUUACGGUUAUGGUUAGUACUUUAAUUAUUAUAUAGAUGUGUAAUCGAUUAUAUCCAAGGACGGAUGCAUAAAUUUGUUUUGGUAGGAGAUAUAUAUUCUAAAUUUUCUAGGCAAUAAUUUUCUA
Salvia splendens (bonfire salvia) is the source of this 1889-nucleotide messenger RNA. RefSeq names its product transmembrane protein 184C. The coding region runs from base 759 to 1631 and encodes 290 amino acids. The record is from RefSeq and is a predicted model, not a curated record. Lineage: Eukaryota; Viridiplantae; Streptophyta; Magnoliopsida; Lamiales; Lamiaceae. The transcript has 5 exons.